AUGCCCUCUGACCAUGGAUAUGGCUUACUCGACCAAUAUCUACGUCAGCAUGGGCUUCAAUUAACCCCGGAUGGCUGCUUUGUCCGAUGGUUGCCCACAAACCCAAUGCACCCUCGGAAUUGGUCUUUCACAAGAAAGACAUACGACCUGACAAUCAUUAAUCUAGUAGACCUUUUUGUCACAGCCUGCAGCACAGCUGGUGCAAUGACUGCAAGGGCUGCACACAGGGAAUAUGGAAUAGACGAAACACUGGCAGUGUUCAUCUUUGUGUCGGUGUCAUUGUUAGGGCAACUGGUGGGGUCUAUCACGUUUGCACCUUACUCCGAAGCAUUCGGACGCCGGAAGCUGUACAUUGUCAGUAGCCUUCUGUUUAGUGUUGGAUGUAUAGUCAUCGCGUCUGUUCGAUCAUUGGCAGCCGUCGUGAUCGGACGCUGUGCUACAGGGUUUCUUUCCUCCAUUCCGGCCAACGUCCUGGCAGGUAGUAUCGAAGACAUGCAUCGCAGCCGACAACGAACAUGGUGGUUGUGUAUUUGGUCGGCCGCGUCGAACUUAGGUCUUGUUCUUGGGCCGAUUACGGGCGCAUAUAUCUCGGCAAACCUGGGCUGGAGAUGGUUCUUUUACAUCGCAGCGGCUUUCAUCGGGUUCUUGACUAUUCUGCUCCUUUUCAUUCGGGAAUCGCGGCCUUCGCCACUUCUAGUCCGUCAGGUCGAAGAGUUCCGGAAUACCACUGGGAUGGCAACACCUCCUCCACUGAAUCCCGAUUAUACACCGGAUCUUUCCACGUUCAUACGAACCACCUUAGUCCGACCCGUUCAGUUAAUCGCAGAGCCUAUUGUGAUGUGCGUUGGAGUGAUGACAUCUACUGCCUUCGGCUUGGUAUACCUCUUCACCGAAGCGCUCCAGCCGAUUUAUCAAGCUCUCGGGUUCCAGGAAUCGUCAUCAUCGCUUGCGUUCGUGGGCUUAGGUAUAGGUAUGAUGCUAAGCCUCUUAACUCGAUUCGCAGAUGAAAGAAUAAUCCAGAACCAUCUUCGCGAUGGUCGGCAGCUUCUACCAGAACACAAACUCCUGGGCAUGUACGUCGGGACGCCACUAUUGGCCAUCGGUCUAUGGUGGUUUGCUUGGACGAUUCCCCCACACUUUAGUAACGUAUAUUGGAUUGUGCCAACCAUACCUCUCCUGCUUAUCGGGUACGCACUGAAUGAGUUCCCAACCGUGCUAUUGGGCUACCUGGCGGACAGCUAUGUGAGUUACGCUGCAAGCGGCUUCGCAGCAGUCGCGUCACUGCGUGCAAUUCUCUCAGCCACUUUUCCUCUCUUUGCGCCGCGAAUGUUCUCAGGACUGGGAAACAACAUUGCUGUGUCCGUACUAGCCGCAGUAGCUACGGUUUUCUGCGCGAUUCCACCUCUGUUCGGACGCUAUGGCACAAGGAUCCGCGCGAAUAGUAAAUUUGCCGGGUAUAGUCUGCGGACUCAUGAGGAAAACUGCGUCGACAAAGAUGAGUUUCUGCCAGCCAGUCCGGAAAUGUCGGGCUGA
Molecule: messenger RNA, 1533 nt
Organism: Aspergillus alliaceus
Lineage: Eukaryota; Fungi; Ascomycota; Eurotiomycetes; Eurotiales; Aspergillaceae
Product: MFS multidrug transporter
Exons: 5
Coding region: 1-1533 (510 amino acids)
Biological process (GO): transmembrane transport
Molecular function (GO): transmembrane transporter activity
Source: RefSeq, a predicted model, not a curated record